Molecule: messenger RNA, 2642 nt
Organism: Drosophila persimilis
Lineage: Eukaryota; Metazoa; Arthropoda; Insecta; Diptera; Drosophilidae
Product: filaggrin
Exons: 2
Coding region: 7-2607 (866 amino acids)
Source: RefSeq, a predicted model, not a curated record
CGUAAAAUGUGGCCGAUACGUUUUUCGUCUGUCCACUUGUGCAUAUUCUGUCUCCUGUUUUUGGCGAUCCACCAACAUGCGCUUCAAGCAGCGCCGGCCCACCGUUCGCACCGGGAACGAGACUCCCCAAAAUCGCUCGAGGAUCCCCACCUUGAGUUUCAGGGCCCAAAUAGACCCGAGGAUAACACGGACCAUGGGCAGUCACGGGAAUUGGCCGCCCAGGUGAUCCACCAUCAUGCGAUACAAGAGGCGCCGGCUCAAAGUUCGCACCGUCAUCCAAACUCCCACGAAUCGGUCAAGGAUCCCCACCUCGAAUUUCAAGGGCCAAAUAGACCCAAGGAUAGCACGGACCGUGGACAGUCACGGGAAUUGGGAUCCCAGCUGAUCCACCAUCAUGCGAUACAAGGGGCGCCGGCUCAAAGUUCGCACCGUCAUCCAGACUCCCACGAAUCGGUCAAGGAACCUCACCUUGCGAUUCAGGGACCAAAUAGACUAGAUAACACGGACCAGGGGCAGUCAUGGGAAUUGGCCGCCCAGGUGAUCCACCAUCAUGCGAUACAAGAGGCACCGGCUCACAGCUCGCACCGUCAUCCAGACUCCCACGAAUCGGUCAAGGAUCCCCACCUCGAAUUUCAGAGGCCAAAUAGACCCAAGGAUAGCACGGACCAUGGAAAGUCACGGGAAUUGGGAUCCCAGCUGAUCCACCAUCAUGCGAUACAAGAGGCGCCGGCUCAAAGUUCGCACCGUCAUCCAGACUCCCACGAAUCGCUCAAGGAACCUCACCUUGCGUUUCAGGGACCAAAUAGACCCGACGAUAACACGGACCAUGGGCAGUCACGGGAAUUGGCCGCCCAGGUGAUCCACCAUCAUGCGAUACAAGAGGCACCGGCUCAAAGUUCGCACCGUCAUCCAGACUCCCACGAAUCGCUCAAUGAACCUCACCUUGCGUUUCAGGGACCAAAUAGACCCGACGAUAACACGGACCAUGGGCAGUCACGGGAAUUGGCCGCCCAGGUGAUCCACCAUCAUGCGAUACAAGAGGCGCCGGCUCAAAGUUCGCACCGUCAUCCAGACUCCCACGAAUCGCUCAAGAAUCCCCACCUCGAAUUUCAGAGGCCAAAUAGACCCAAGGAUAGCACGGACCAUGGACAGUCACGGGAAUUGGGAUCCCAGCUAAUCCACCACCAUGGGCUACAAGAGGCACCGGCUCACAGUUCGCGCCGUCAUCCAGACUCCCUCGAAUCUCUCAAAGAUCCCCACCUUGAGUUUCAGGGGCAAAAAAGACCCGAGGAUAACACAGACUAUGGACAGUCACGGGAAUUGGAAUCCCAGCUGAUCCACCAUCAUGCGAUACAAGAGGCGCCGGCUCAAAGUUCGCACCGUCAUCCAGACUCCCACGAAUCGCUCAAGAAUCCCCACCUCGAAUUUCAGAGGCCAAAUAGACCCAAGGAUAGCACGGACCAUGGACAGUCACGGGAAUUGGGAUCCCAGCUAAUCCACCACCAUGGGCUACAAGAGGCACCGGCUCACAGUUCGCGCCGUCAUCCAGACUCCCUCGAAUCUCUCAAAGAUCCCCACCUUGAGUUUCAGGGGCAAAAAAGACCCGAGGAUAACACAGACUAUGGACAGUCACGGGAAUUGGAAUCCCAGCUGAUCCACCAUCAUGCGAUACAAGAGGCGCCGGCUCAAAGUUCGCACCGUCAUCCAGACUCCCACGAAUCGCUCAAGAAUCCCCACCUCGAAUUUCAGAGGCCAAAUAGACCCAAGGAUAGCACGGACCAUGGACAGUCACGGGAAUUGGGAUCCCAGCUGAUCCACCAUCAUGCGAUACAAGAGGCGCCGGCUCAAAGUUCGCACCGUCAUCCAGACUCCCACAAAUCGCCCAAGGAACCUCACCUUGAGUUUCAGGGACCAAAUAGACCCGAGGAUAGCACGGACCGUGGACAGACUCGGGAAUUUGGCUCUUGGUCCGAAAUGCCCAUGAGACUCUUUCACCUAGUUAGCGAAAAUCCAACGACAGUGGACAGUAGUGGCGACCGUAACCAGCGAAAGACCAGCGCUAUGCAACGACAAGCUAAAAAGCAUCUUUCCCCUCGUGCAAGGACAUCGGGAACGAGAGAACGGCACAAGGAGCUCACCAUACCACUAGCGCGCGGAAUAGUAAACAUCCACGGCAGGCGGAUCGCAAACCCUUGGAUUGUCACCUACGGGGAUGUGUGGAGGGACACGCGUCUCGCUGCCGGGCAGUUAAGUAGAAUGCCCCGUUUACACUUGGCGUCGUCGCCAAUCGUAAACUACUAUCCUGACGAGGCCAAGCUUGCCAGCGUGUGCAAGUCGACCAUAUUUAUGCAAAAAUACGGCAUGCCACGUAGGAUGUCGUCCUGGACUUGGAUUCAGUACCAUAUCUACCGGAAAGCCUUCACUUACAGACGCAUGGACCUAAAACAGUGGCAUCGCCAAGCAGUUCUUGACAUAGACUGCCACCGCUUUCAUAAGAAAUCAACGGUCCUUGCAUAUUUGGAAUGCGCGUUAAGUCGCUAUCAGAGAAAUGAAUAUCAAAUACCCCAGUAUCCAAAGCGCCAGAACCAACUAUUCUAUGACAACUAGAUCAAAGCAACUUUUGAAAAAUUCUAGAUAAAAAU